Messenger RNA from Aspergillus saccharolyticus JOP 1030-1, 1881 nucleotides. RefSeq names its product Zn(II)2Cys6 transcription factor domain-containing protein. The record is from RefSeq and is a predicted model, not a curated record. Lineage: Eukaryota; Fungi; Ascomycota; Eurotiomycetes; Eurotiales; Aspergillaceae. Bases 1 to 1881 code for a protein of 626 amino acids. Gene Ontology annotation, molecular function: zinc ion binding; DNA-binding transcription factor activity, RNA polymerase II-specific. Gene Ontology annotation, biological process: regulation of DNA-templated transcription. The transcript has 2 exons.
AUGGCUCCGCGGAACAUUCAACCUUAUGCCAACCCCGACGCCAGCCGCAUUCUCGAGAACAAUAUCCACCCCCACCCCCAACCCCAGCGCCCAUCGCCACCGGGCAGGUCCCGAAACGGGUGCAAUACUUGUCGAAUCCGCCGGGUGAAAUGCGAUGAAGAACGACCGCACUGUCGACGAUGUCAGACCACGGGACGGAAAUGCGAUGGAUACAACGUGCUCCCCGCCAAGCAGCAGCAGCAGCAGCAGCAGCAGCAGCGACAAUUCCACAACGGCGGCCCUUCCGAGAUGCGUAUCAUCCAGCAUACACCGCAGGUGACCCAGCCCACGCACAUGUGGAUGUUCCCCACCGUCGAUAAGCUCCUCACGGAAGAGGAAUACCGCUCCCUGGAAUUCUUCCAUGUGCAAACCGCCGCGUGUUUCGGCGCCCGUGCUGGAGGCUGUCUGCUGAACGCCGCCUGCCAGGACCCUGGGAUACGACUGGCGGCCAUGGCGCUGUGUUCCCUGCAGCGGGUGGUCCUGCACGGGGACAACACCCCGCCACAUGCCCGCCUGAGGGGCAAGCAACUCGCCCUACAGCAGUACAACUCGGCGAUCCGAAGAGGAUUGAAAUACUUUGCUCGCACUGGUGACGGAUCGGCGGACCGGAUCCUGUCGAUGUGCGUGCUCUUCUUCUGCUUCGAGAGCCUCCAGGGUCACUUCCGCGCCGCCUUCCGGCACGUUGCCGCGGGAUUGCGCAUCCUCGCCCAGCAGCAACUGCGCGGUCGACCCGCGGGAAGUACCUUGUUGCCACCGGACGUGAUCCAGUCGAUCUUCGCCGCGUUGGAAAGCCAGAUGCUGGAAAUCGACGGGAAAUCACCCCUCUCGGAAAAUAACGGACUGCUGGCCGUACGGGGCGGGUCACCGCAGCAACGUCUGUGGACGCUCGAAGAGGCCAACGAUUCCUUCCGCCACAUCUACAACGACUUCCUGCGCCUGCUGAGCUUCUCAUCCACCCUUGACGAACCGCACACUGAAGCGCAGAUGGCGCUGAUCAUGGAGCAGAUCCUGGCGCGAUAUCAUCAGGUGCAGGCCGAUCUGGACGCAUGGUCGCUGGAAUUCGAUUUCUUUCUCGCCAACAUCUUCCGCUGGGCCGACGCGGACCGCGCGUCGCUACAGUUGGUCCGCAUGCUGCAGCUCUGGCGCACCAUGAUGGGCGUGCUCCUGCACAUGCCGUGGCCGCCCGCCGAAACCGCCUGGGACGGCCACCUCGACGAGUUCACCACCGUCCUGAACCUCGCCGAGGAGAUCCUCAUCAUGUCCCCUCCUCCCGUCGAAUCGCCUCGCCCGAGUGCUGUUGCGGCGGCGGCGGGCAAAGCCCGCAGCAGCCCUUCUUCGACCUCCAGCAGCCCCGCCGCCGCGUCCGACGAGCUGCACCAGCGCCUUCCCUCAUCCGUUUCAUCGCGAGAGACCUCCCCAACAACUCCCCGACACGCAUCUCCCACCGCCUCAAGCGCUAUGGCAUACGCCACCAUCCUGCCACGACCACCGCAUUCCUCCCCCUCGUGCUUCUCCAUGUCGCUCGGCAUCCUGCCCGCAUUAUGGACGGUCGCCACGCGGUGCCGAGACUCCCGCGUGCGGUACCGCGCGAUCGACAUCAUCGGCCGUAGUAAGCGCCGCGAAGGCGUCUGGGACUCGGAUCUGUACUUCCGGCUGGCGCUGCAGAUCGCGCAUCGCGAAGAACAGGGGGCUGGCCUCGAUGUGGGCGCCGAGUAUACGCCCGCGGAUAUCCCGCCCGAGGUGCGCGUGACGGUCGAUGGGAAGUUCGAAGAGGGUCGCGAGGCGAAGAUUACUUUCAUGCGCGAGAAUGUGAAGAUCGGUGAGGAGGUGUUUCAGUGGUGA